This is a messenger RNA of Peronospora belbahrii, 2538 nucleotides long. Lineage: Eukaryota; Oomycota; Peronosporomycetes; Peronosporales; Peronosporaceae. The record is from the annotation of a GenBank genome assembly.
AUGGAAAGCCAUCGUCUACAACAAGCGAUCAUCGAAGACUCACUGCCGAUACGAUAUCGUCUUACUGGGCCCUUCGACAUUAACGAUGAAGACAUCGAUACAGUCCCCUCAUCAAACGCUCAACCGAGGAGGCGGUCGACGAAACGCGUUGAGAUUGCAGAUUUCAUGGCUCUCCCCUGGUUUGGAUGGUUGUUCGUAUCCACUUUUCAGCUUACCUGCUUUUCGGUCAGUCGAUGCGUCGCUUUGAAGGCACUUGCCGCCAUGUACGACAGUCCUCAAUCUUACACGAUAAGUUUCAAAUUUGCCGCUUUGAGUCUUGGGUUCAUGGAGGACUUCAUCUGCACGAUCUAUUUGGUGUGCGCCUUGUGGCUGUUUGAUACGUGCAAGCUUGCAAUCAUUGAACGGUGGAAUUUUCCAAACCACGAGUCUCUCGCCCGGUUUGUUAAAAACGUAGCAACGUUUACAGUUUCGUGGGUUUUGUUUUUCAUUGCGACAGCGCCGUUUGCCUUGGACAUGCUUCUUGCCAUCAAUUGGAAUUUGCGGUUCUCUAUGGAGCUUGUGGCCACUUUAAUCAGGGAGAAAGAAAAUAUCAAACGUGCCCCCAUAACAACUGAGGCAUACCUACGAGCCUACACGGCGUUAGCUCUUUUAUUAAGUGCUGCUAUAAUUUUUGCGCUCAUCAGGACAUUUGCUAGCUGGGCAGAUCUCGCUUGUUGGAACCCAUCGCACGUGAUAACGACCCGAUCCAAGACUCAAGAAAGACAUGCGCCUGGGAAGGUUUUCAAGCGCGCAAAAUACAACAAGCUACCGCUUGAAGAAGGACAGGACGUGGCCGAGCACGGAUCAAUCCCCAAGCUGUCUUCAGUGAACGCAAGACGACCAUACCGAUAUUUUAUUUUGAAUCAUGCUAUCCAAGUCACCGUUGUUUUGGUCGGUCUUGUGGUAAUCCCCGCGGCUAUUGUGGCAGUACGUUAUGCAUUCUCACCAGUGGUGGCAUUCGUGGCGCUCAACGCGACAGUGAAUGAGCUAUUGGAUCACGCACUACAGCCUUCUGCCGCAGGUGCUAUGUUUACGAAUGUGGAUGGCAAACAACCAUGGAUGUCAAAGUUUAUUCAUCCAACUGAGACAUACGAGCUUUUUGGAAAUGAUUCACUUUACCGUCGUACAACAGGGUUCCGUGGAGAUCUCGCUUUUGACGUUAAUGUCUCGAACGACAAUCCGCCAAACGUUAUUCUUGUUGGAAUUGAGUCUUUCCGUUUCCAGGAUUCGCGCUACAUGGUGGGAAAGGACGACCCGUCCUACCUGUUUAAGGGCACAAAUCUAACAAUUACACCAAACUUUGACAGAUGGGCGAAGCGCGGAGUUGCUCUUCGCAAUUUCUGGUCAAGCUAUCCUACAAGUCGUUCAGUGGAAAGCAUUCAGUUUGGUCAGGUUCCGUAUGACAGCAUGUCGACAACGGGCCUUACGGGAGGUAGAAACGAAACAAAACUAGCUGGUCUGCCUCAGCUCUUUUCGGCUAAGGGGUAUGAGACUUUUUUCAGUACUGGGAGUUCAAUUACUUACGACAAUUGGGAUAAGUUUCUUCCGACGCAUGGCUUUGAUACUGUAUGGGAACGGAAGACAAUGGUAAGACUUGCCGAAAUGCACCAUAACAUUUCCCGUGAGGAUUGGAAAGGCUUGGCAAAGCGAGGCUUCCGAUGGGGUGUUCAUGAUGACUUGAGUUUUGAUAUUCUUGGUGAUUUGCUCGUGAACAAGACAAACAGACAGAAAGAGCGAGUGGCCAGAGGUGAGCCUAAGAAGCCAUUGUUCAUCACGCAUUAUACCAUCACUUCUCACGGGCCGUUUGCUGAGCUGCCUACAUGGUACGUGAAGUCUGAGAAACCCGAUUUUUCCGACCUUUACAUCGGAGAGAACCGCGCAAAAAAGAUUCAGAGCUAUUAUGAAACGCGCUACUUCACUGAUGUACAGCUUGGCAAGUUCUUAGACCGCAUGGAGGCCCAGGGUAUUCUUAACGACAGUAUUGUUGUCCUUAUUGGUGACCAUGGCACUGCACCUGAGGUUGAGUCUGUACGCAGUAGAGAGGAAGCCGUGACGCGAGUACCAGGCGUGAUCAUUGCAGAAGGGCGAUUAGGAAAGGCUGCAGGAACGAUGAUCGAAGACGCGGCAGAACAGUACGAUAUUCUCAAUACGCUGGCGGAUAUUACGGGUGUUCCAAAAGAAGGAUUCAUCCAAGAUGGUGUUGGACGUUCCCUUAAGCGCAAGGUUGCGUUUGGCGAGCGUGUGGUCUAUAGCAACUUGCCAGGUUACAGGAUGUCUAUUGUACGUGGCCAUCUACGUCUGCGCUACGACAAUAUAAUUGACACGAUGUGGAUGCACAAUACUGAGAACGACCAUGAGAUGGCUGAAGAUCUUUUUCCAACGCUUUCUUAUAAACAACAAGCAGAAUGGAAUGUUAUGCGUGAAAAUGGUCGUCAUAUUGCUGCAUACUACAAAAAGAGGUGGGACGACAAUUGUUUGCUAGCUACUAGUUGCAACUAA